Messenger RNA from Acanthosepion pharaonis, 948 nucleotides. The record is from the annotation of a GenBank genome assembly. Lineage: Eukaryota; Metazoa; Mollusca; Cephalopoda; Sepiida; Sepiidae.
AUGUAUCAUCAAGGAAGCCAUAAUGGGAACUUCGCAUUAUUUUUAUUUCGAGCGCUUUUAAAAAUCACAUGUCAGGAAUCAGUUAUAUAUUUCUCUCUUUCUCUCUAUGUAUCCCUCUUUCUCUCUUUCUCUCUAUCUAUCCCUCUUUCUAUCUAUCUCACAAUCACUAUUUCUUUCUUUCUCUCCCUUCUUCAUUCUUUCUUUCUUUCUUUGUCAUUCUUUCUUCCUUUCGAUUUCUUUCUUUCUUUCCCUCUCUCCCCUCUCUGCUCUCUCUUUCUUUCUCUCUCUCAAUCUUUCUUUCUUUCUCUCUCUAACUCUUUCUUUCCUUCCCUCUUUCUCCCUCUCACACUCUUUCUUUCUUUCUUUCUUUCUUUCUUUCUUUCUUUCUUCCCCUCUCUGCUCUUUCUUUCUUUCUCUCUCUCUCUCAAUCUUUCUUUCUUUCUCUCUCUAACUCUUUCUUUCCUUCCCUCUUUCUCCCUCUCUCACUCUUUCUUUCUUCCUUUCUUUCUUUGUUUCCCUCUCACACUCUUUCUUUCUUUGUUUCCUCCGCUCUCAUACUUUCUUUCUUUCUCCCUCUUUCUUUCUUUCUUUCUUUCUUUCUUUCUUUCUUUCUGUCUGUCUGCUUGUCUCUAUCUCUUUCUUUCCUUCCCUCUUUCUCCCUCUCUCAAUCUUUCUUUCUUUCUUUGUUUCCCUCUCUCACUCUUUCUUUCUUUAUUUAUUUGUUUCCUCCGCUCUCACACUUUCUUUCUUUCUCUCUCGCUCUUUCUUUCCCUUUCUCUCCCUUUCUCAUUCUUUCUUUCUUUCUGUCUGCCUCUCUCUCUCUCUCUCUCUCUCUCUCUCUCUGUGUCUUUAUUUCCCUCUUUAUCACCCUUUCUUUCUUCCUCUUUUCUUUCUUUCUCUCUCUCUCUCUCUCUCUCAUUUGAUCACGCAGUUUCUCUCAUUCCCUGA